AUGGACAUACUGUUUGCUCAGAUCCAAGCGGAUCUCCGGUCCAACGACGCGCUCCGGCAAUCCGGCGCAUUGCUGCAGGCGCUGCAACAAUCCGCCGCCGGACGGGAUAUCUCCGUCAUCGCAAAAUCCGCCGUUGAGGAGAUAGUUGCUUCCCCGGCCUCCGCCGUCUCCAAGAAACUCGCCUUCGACCUCAUCCGCUCGACCCGCCUCACGGCUGAUCUGUGGGAAACUGUGUGCACAGGCAUUCGUAACGAUCUCGAUUUCCCGGAUCCUGACGUCACUGCGGCUGCCAUCUCAAUCCUGGCCGCCAUCCCUUCCUACCGCCUUGGCAAACUCAUUAAUGACUGCAACAAAGAAAUCUCCGCCUGCUUCGAUUCGGUUAGUGAUAAUCUCCGGUUCUCGAUAACCGAAACCCUAGGCUGCAUCCUUGCGCGAGACGAUCUAGUGACAUUGUGCGAAAACAACAUUAAUUUGCUCGAUCGUGUCUCCAAUUGGUGGACCCGCAUUGCUCAAAACAUGCUUGAUAAAUCCGAUGCAGUUUCGAAGGUCGCAUUUGAAUCCAUAGGCAAACUUUUUCAGGAAUUUGAAACGAAAAGGAUGAGUCGGCUAGCUGGGGAUAAGUUAAUCGAUACUGAGAACUCAGUUGCAGUCCGAUCAAAAUGGGUUUCAUCAAUGGUUGAUUUUGUUUGGAAGAAGCGAAAUGCAUUGAUGUCGCGGUCAUUAAUUCUACCCGUAGAAAGUUUUAGAGCUACAAUUUUCCCGUUGGUUUAUGCGGUUAAGGCAAUGGCUUCAGGUUCAAUAGAGUCAAUCAAGAAGCUAUCUUGGUCCACAAAUAGUAGGAAUAAUACAGCGACUGAUAUCAGUAAUGCUGAGAGCUUUGUAGGAGUGUCAGAUGUGGUGUCACAUUUAGCUCCAUUUCUGGUGUCUUCUUUGGACCCUGCUCUGAUAUUUGAAGUGGGGAUUAAUAUGCUAUACUUGGCCGAUGUUCCUGGAGGGAAGCCUGAGUGGGCCUCUAUAUCAAUUAUAGCAAUUCUCACGCUUUGGGACAGGCAGGAAUAUUCUUCUGCACGUGAGAGCAUAGUCAGAGCUGUUGUUACUAAUCUGCAUCUCCUUGACCUUAGUAUGCAGGUAUCACUGUUCAAAAAGCUGCUUCAUAUGGUGAGGAACUUGAGGGCAGAAUCAGACCGAAUGCAUGCUUUGGCGUGCAUCUGUCGAACUGCCCUCUGUGUUGAUCUUUUCUCGAAGGAGAGUGUUCGUCGUGGUCAAAAGCCAGUUUCAGGUACUGAUAUAGCUUCCCUAUUUGAAGAUGCGAGAAUAAAGGAUGACCUCAACAGUGUAACCAGUAAGAGCUUGUUUAGAGAAGAAUUAGUGGCAAUGUUGGUGGAGAGCUGUUUUCAGUUGUCCUUGCCGCUGCCUGAACAGAAGAGUUCAGGUAUGGAAAGCAGAGUGAUUGGAGCCUUAGCCUAUGGUACUGGUUAUGGUGCUUUGAAUUGGACAGAACCAGCGUUGGAAGUGGUGGAAGUGUGUAGGCCAUGUGUUAAAUGGGAUUGUGAUGGUCGAACAUAUGCCAUUGAUUGUUAUCUGAAGUUGCUUGUUAGACUUUGUCACAUUUAUGAUACACGAGGGGGUGUCAAAAGAGUUAAAGACGGGGCUUCUCAAGAUCAGAUACUGAACGAAACACGAUUACAAAAUCUUCAACGGGAACUUGUCAAGGAUCUUCUCGAGGUUAGCACCCCUAGAAUUAGUGCCCGCCUUCUCUGGGCUAUUUCAGAGCACAUUAAUUUGGAGGGGUUGGACCCCCUUCUUGCUGAUGACCCUGAUGAUCCGUUGAAUAUAGUUAUAUCAAAUAUCCAUAAAGUUCUAUUUAACAUUGACUCGGCCGCGAACACUACAAAUAGGCUUCAAGAUGUUCAAGCAGUUCUUUUAUGCGCACAGCGGCUGGGAUCACGAAAUGCUAGGGCUGGGCAGUUGCUGAUUAAAGAGCUUGAAGAAUUUAGAAGCAAUCCCUCUGCUGAUUCAGUCAACAAACACCAGAGCCGUUUAAUACUACAGAGAAUUAAAUAUGUUGCUAGUCAUCCAGAUGAUAAAUGGGCUGGGGUUAGUGAGACUACCGGAGACUACCCAUUUAGCCACCACAAGCUAACAGUUCAGUUCUAUGAUGCAUCUGCUGCUCAGGACCGAAAACUAGAAGGGUUGAUUCAUAAAGCAAUUUUAGAACUGUGGAGACCAGAUCCCAAUGAAUUAACUCAAUUGUUGACGAAAGGUGUUGACUCAAGUUUGAUCAAGAUCCCUCCAAGUGCAUUGACUUUGAGUGGUAGUAGUGAUCCUUGCUAUGUUGAAGGGUAUCACUUGACCGAUCCAAAUGAUGGAAGGAUUACUCUGCAUUUGAAGGUUCUGAAUCUUACAGAAAUUGAAUUAAAUCGAGUAGACAUCCGAGUUGGUCUAUCUGGUGGGUUAUACUUCAUGGAUGGGUCACCUCAAGCAGUGCGCCAGUUGCGUGAUCUUAAUUCACAGGUAAACCGGACAUGCUACUUUCGUUGUAGCCGCAAUUGA
Striga hermonthica is the source of this 2553-nucleotide messenger RNA. Lineage: Eukaryota; Viridiplantae; Streptophyta; Magnoliopsida; Lamiales; Orobanchaceae. The record is from the annotation of a GenBank genome assembly.